AAAUUUAUGUUUUCAUCCAACUGGGCCAAGGAGAAUGGGGGUCCCACACCCAAAAGAAUGAAGACUCGACAGAACAAAGACUCGAUGUCAAUGCGGAGUGGACGGAAGAAGGAGACUCCCGGACCCCGAGAGGAGCUCAGGUCACGGGGCCGAGCCUCCCCAGGUGGCAUCAGCACUUCUAGCAGUGAUGGCAAAACUGAGAAAUCCCGGCAAACCAAUAAGAAAGGACGGGUGGAGGAGUCCUGUACCCCCAAGGGUAACAAGCAGGGCCGGAUGGAGGAGAUUUCAGAGAGUGAAGGGGAGGACAGCAAUGCCCCCAAGAAAACCAAAACUGAGGAGCUACCAUGUCCCCAGUCUCCCUCGGAUGUUGACAGCCUUGAUGGUCACAGCUUCAAUGAUGAGAUGAGCAGUGACCCACGGGACAUUGACCAGGAUAACCGGAGCACCUCGCCCAGUGUCUACAGCCCAGGCAGCGUGGAGAAUGACUCAGACUCGUCCUCUGUGCUGUCCCAAGGGCCAUCCCACUCCUACCGUCAUCCCUCACUGUUCCCCCAGAGUCCCCCACCUGCCCCUCCAAUUGACAGCCUAGCCCGUCCACUCGAGCCAGGUUUCAGCCUAGCAGGCGAGGUCCACCCUCAGGCCCCUGCAGGUGGCUACCACUCUCAACUUGAGACUCAGGCAUCGAGGAUUUUCCAGGCCCAGGCACCACCAGUGCCUGCCUCCUCUUCCUCUUCCUCUGCUGCACAUGCUCCUCUUUAUCCCACUGCGAGUGUGGUCCAGGGGGGGCCCAAAGCCACUACUGGAGGGGGGGGCCUCCCAGUGCCGGGAGGGCGUGAACAGACCCUUGGUGCCAAGCACAACCCACCACCCACUACUCCCAUCUCCCUGGCCUCUGUGGCAGGGGGGCUACCCCCUCAGAAGACUCCCCCAGGCAACCCCCUGGUAGCACCCCCAGCUUCUGCUCCCUCCUUCCCCCAUGUCACAGCCAACCUGCCUCCCCCACCAGCCCUGCGCCCACUGAAUAAUGCGUCCACCAACUCCAACUCACCUGGGAUGGUGGGGCAGGCAUUGAGUGGGCACCUCCCAUCGCCCCAUGGGAUGGGGCAGGACAAGGCACCUGCCCCACCCCCCUCACGUUACCCCUAUGCCCCCCCUCCACCCAGCUCUUCUGCUCAGUACCCUCCACCUCCCCCUGCCCAGGCCCUGCCCAGCUACAGUGCCUCCUAUGCCCACUCUUUCCCCCCACCUAGUGGCCUCUCCAUCUCCAGCCAGCCCCCCAAGUACACCCAGCCCUCUCUGCCCUCCCAGCCCGUGUGGAGCCAGGGUCCACCACCCUAUGGCCGCCCCCUGGGCAACACCAGCUCCCACCCCACUGCCUCCUUCCCUGGCCAGCCCUCCCAGCAGCCACCACAGCAGCACCACCACCAUGGCCAUGGCACUGGAGCGGGGGUCUCCCCAGCCACAGCAGCUCCUCCCCAGCCACCUGGAGGUUACCCCCACCCCUUGGAGUCAGGCACUCAUCACCCUUCACAUGUUGCCUAUGGGCUACGUCUCUACCCACCCCACAGCCAGGCCUCAUACAGCCAGGCUCCUUCAGCCUCCUCUUCCUCCUCCUCCUCCUCCUCCUCCUCUUCCCAGGGGACAUACCCAGGUGUCUGCGCUCACCCCCAAGGGCAGAGUCCUGCUGCCUACGCCUUCCCUCCGCCACCUCCACCCUCACCUGCGCAUGGAGCUGGCCCACCAGUCACCUCUGCCUCUGUCACCCUCUCCACUGUCAUAGCCACCAUGGCCUCCUCCUCAGCCCCCUACAAGACGGUGUCACCCCCUGUUCCUCCCUCCACUGUGGCCCCCUAUGCGAAGCGGGCAGGCUCACCUGCCCCCACAUUCCAGCCCCCAGCUCCCUACAAGCCAGGCUCACCCCCUUCUUCCUCCACUUCAUCAUUCCGUGCAGCCACGCCCCCCGGGUACAGAAUGACCUCUUCUCCAGCGGCUGGCAGCUACAAGGCCCCUUCACCUGCUCCCACUGCCCCCCCAUUGCCUGGCGGCAUGGGAGCCCCUGCUCCCCACCUACCACCACUACCACUGAGCGCUGCACAGAUCAAGCAAGAGCCAUCAGAGGAGUACGAGCCCCCGGAGAGCCCAAUGCCGCCGGCUCGGAGUCCCUCACCAGCCCCCAAAGUGGUGGACGUACCAAGUCAUGCCAGCCAGUCAGCCAGGUUCAACAAACACCUAGAUCGUGGCUUCAACUCCUGCUCCCGUACAGACCUUUACUUCGUGCCCCUGGAUGGCUCCAAACUCGCCAAAAAACGGGCGGAUUUAGUAGAGAAGGUCCGCAGGGAGGCUGAACAGAAGGCCCGGGAGGAGAAGGAGCGGGAGAGGGAGCGGGAGAGGGAGAAGGAGAGAGAGAGAGAAAAGGAGAGAGAAUUGGAGAGAAGUGUGAAGAUGGCUCAGGAGGGCCGGCCAGUGGAGUGUUCAUCUCUCGGCCCUGUCGCUCACCGUCCAUCCUUUGAGCAAGGCAGUGCCGUGGCUACCGUCCCGCCGUACCUGGGCCCCGACACUCCAGCUUUGCGCACGCUCAGCGAGUACGCCCGGCCCCAUGUCAUGUCCCCCAGCAACCGCAAUCACCCCUUCUAUGUGCCGCUGGGUGCUGUUGACCCCGGUCUGCUGGGCUAUAAUGUGCCAGCCAUCUACAGCAGUGAUCCAGCCACACGGGAACGGGAGCUGAGGGAACGGGAGGCCCGGGAACGAGACCUGCGGGACCGGGACCUGCGGGAGCGUCUCAAGCCUGGUUUUGAAGUCAAGCCAGCUGAGUUGGAGCAGCUCCAUGCUGUGCCUGCUGCUGCCAUGGAUCCUUUCCCGCGCCAUGGAGGGCUGGCUCUGCAAGCAGCCCCUGGCCUACACCCUGCUUUCCCCUUCCACCCAGGGCUGGGCCAUCUGGAGCGGGAGCGGCUGGCACUCGCCACCGGCCCAGCCCUGCGUCCCGAUAUGUCAUAUGCUGAGCGACUGGCGGCUGAGCGGCAACAUGCAGAGCGGGUAGCUGCCCUGAGCAAUGACCCCCUGGCCCGACUGCAGAUGCUCAAUGUGACGCCCCAUCAUCACCAGCACUCACACAUCCACUCCCAUCUCCAUCUGCACCAACAGGAUGCCAUUCAUGCAGCCUCAGCCUCUGUUCACCCCCUUAUUGACCCAUUGGCCUCGGGGUCACAUCUCACUCGGAUCCCAUACCCAGCUGGUACCAUCCCCAACCCACUCCUUCCUCACCCACUACAUGAGAAUGAGGUGCUGCGCCACCAACUUUUCGCUGCCCCCUACAGGGACUUGCCGGGAUCUCUCUCUGCUCCCAUGUCCGCAGCUCAUCAGCUCCAGGCCAUGCAUGCACAGUCAGCAGAGCUGCAGCGUCUGGCUCUGGAGCAGCAGCAAUGGCUUCACGCCCAUCACCCUCUGCAUGGAGUGCCACUCCCUACACAGGAGGAUUAUUACAGUCACCUGAAGAAAGAAAGUGACAAACCCCUUUAAAUGGACCCCAACCCUCACAAUGACAUCAUCAUGUCUCCCU
Emys orbicularis (European pond turtle) is the source of this 3556-nucleotide messenger RNA. It is a transcript of the gene ATN1, whose product is annotated as atrophin 1. The record is from RefSeq and is a predicted model, not a curated record. Gene Ontology annotation, molecular function: transcription corepressor activity. Bases 7 to 3516 code for a protein of 1169 amino acids. NCBI's taxonomy places the organism in Eukaryota, Metazoa, Chordata, Testudines, Emydidae. The transcript is spliced from 9 exons. Gene Ontology annotation, cellular component: nucleus.